Molecule: messenger RNA, 1611 nt
Organism: Paramecium tetraurelia
Lineage: Eukaryota; Ciliophora; Oligohymenophorea; Peniculida; Parameciidae
Exons: 1
Source: RefSeq, a predicted model, not a curated record
AUGGAUAUGUAUAAAACAUAUAUAUUUGAUGUUUGCCCUACAGUGAAAAAUUUUUAAAAUAAAUUGGAAAGUUUAUUGCCUAAUCCUAAUGAAAAUAAAAAACUCAUGAAGAAGAUAAUUAAGCAUAAAUGGGUUAAAAUAUAUUGCAACGACUAAUAAUUAUAAUCUAUCUUUCACGAGGAUUAUUGCACUUAUUUAAUUUAUAAUAGAAUACCUAUUCCAAAUGGUAAAUAGUAUCAAAACUUUUAAAAUGAUAUUCUAGAGAUUUUUCAAAAUAGAGUUUGCCAAUAAAUAAAACAGAUUAAUCAAGGUUUUUAUGAAAAUUUCAUGGAAUAAGACAUAAAUUCUCAAUAUUUCAGAGAGGAAUAAGUAGAUAACUUUGAUUACACCGAGCUUGUAGAGUAUAUAAAUUAUGAUCUAAAUGAUAUUAUAUCAGAAGAAUAAGAAUACAAUAUCGAAGAUUUCAUGAGAAGAACUGUCUCAGACAUAAUAAGUAAGGAGUAUUUAGCAGUAAGUGCAUUCAUUAAGAAAUUUUAUAGCGAUCUUAUAACAGAAACUGCAAUAAACCCCUCCUAAUAAUACCCUCAAUAGUUUUCAUACGGCAAUUUUGGUCGUGGUUUCUCAGGACUAACACCUAGAGAAAAUAAAUAAACAAAAAUACAAGAAAUUCAAGAGUGUUAAGAAUUAAGCAAACUUGAUGUCGGGAUCUACUCUAUUAAAGUAAAAAAGACAAUCAUUAUUCUUGAUAUUACAACUAAAUAUAAAAUAGCCUACAUAAUCAAUUACUUUGACCAUUAUAAAAAUAAAUCAUCCAUUUUUAAUUAAUUAAAGGAUUUCAAGAUUUAGAAAAUAAAGACUAUAAAACUAAGUGUUGAAGAGGCUUAUGCACUUAUUAAAUAUCUAAAAUAAAAAAACCCUUCAUAUAAAUAACUUUGGGAUGGAACUAUAGAAUUUUAUAAGCAAUAGGACUUUGAUGAGUUCAAUGAGUAUUAAAAAUAGAAGGAAUAAAAUUAUUAUAAAAUGUUGGUAGAUAUUAAAAGGUUCAUAUCUAUAAUUUCUCCUCAAUCAAAUAACUAUAAAGACAUCUAUUCUUAAGCAUUUGUUUAAACAUUACAAUAGAAUCAAAGAUAUAAUUUGGAUUUAAUACCAACUUUAGAGUUUGAUUAUGUUCUAAAGAAUCUUAAAGAUUCAAAAAAAUAAAAGGCUGCUAUUUUAGAAGAUAAAUAAAAUUUAACAAUCGGGGUAGUUUUAUUUCUAAAUCAAAAUCAAACCAUUCUUUUGUUAAAAAAUUAUAACAAUUUGAAAACGUCUAACGAGUGCUUUUUAGAGUCUUCUAAAUAAAUGAAUUAAAAUGAAAAAAUUCUCAUUUCUGAUUCAAAUUCUCAUGGGGAGGAGUACAAGGAUUUCUACCUCUAGAUUAAAAAGAUCAAUGCUGAUUAAAAGACCACGAUAAUUUUUGAUGUAAAUAUUUAAGGAAUUUAAUCGUCAGUAGCUCAAUUUUAUGUGACAUUAAUACUCACAAGGACAGAAAAUGACUAGUUGAAAAAUAUUAAAAAGUUUUUGGAAUUAAAAGACAGUGCUUGGGCUAGUAUUUUAAAGAUUUUAGGCUGA